Messenger RNA from Talaromyces amestolkiae, 1194 nucleotides. RefSeq lists its product as uncharacterized. The coding region runs from base 1 to 1194 and encodes 397 amino acids. NCBI's taxonomy places the organism in Eukaryota, Fungi, Ascomycota, Eurotiomycetes, Eurotiales, Trichocomaceae. The record is from RefSeq and is a predicted model, not a curated record. The transcript has 4 exons.
AUGUCGACCGGACUAACUCAACAAGAUGCAACCGAUGCAGCCGCAAAUCAGCUGAAGCCUCCUGUUUCAGUCCAAGCAAAGAACCGUCGCAAACGCUACCUCGAUCAGCAUCCAGAAUAUUUCUCUGCUGAUCUUGAGAUGGCUGAUCCAUUACUCUACGACCGCCUCAUCCGACGAUUCCAGACUCCCGCAGAAAGAGAGACCGAGGGUCGCACCAAAGGCUUCUCUGGCAUUCUACAAGCCGAUCUCCUCCGAUCAGAGGCGAAAAUGGAUGCGCUCGCUCAUCCCGAUCCGAAUGCGAUGCUGAGCUACAGGCGCGGUCCCAACGGCGAAAUCGUGGCGGAAGACAAGGACGACAUCCCGGCCAACAAGGAAGAGGGAGAGCAGCGUUGGAGAUGGGAAAUGGAAAUGCGAUUUCUCAAAGGCGCCGAUUAUGAUUUUGAUUAUGAAACGGUCGACGAAAAUGACGAGUAUGAUGAUUGGAACGAGGAGCAAGAACGCUAUUUUGACGAAGAGGAGCCCGAGUGGAUUCUCGACAAGGAAGAAGGGAACAUUCAAAAAGAAAAAUUGACUGGGGAGACUGGACGCCAAAUAUUUACCAAGGGUGGGGUACCUCCAUUGCUGUUUUUGUCGUCUGAAGGUGGUUGCCAACCAGCGGAACGGUACCACCACACAUCAAACGAGAAGCUCCAUGGUAAAAUGUUGUUCGGCAAGAAUCAAAAUUACCCUGACGAAGGUGAAGAAUUAAAUCACAAACAUGGGAAGCCUCUUUCUUGCAUGAUCUUCUUCUUCGCAUCUCAGAUGCUAAGCAACCUGGAAACCCCAGCGGCAUCUACGGGAUCGACUGACGAAUCUCGUAUGCCGCGCACGAGGGCGCAUCGAUUGGACGUUCUUCUCGCAGAGGUAGGGGAAUAUGCAAAUCGCAGCCCUUACGUUACACGCUUUGAGCCGAUUCCGGUUGAAAUGUCACCUCCCGGGCGACCUACCGGCACAUCUCGUGACGAGAUGCAUGAUGUCCUGUUGCUAGCCAGCUUCAAGGACAAGACUGCUUGGCAGAAAUGGAUUGAAACGCCAGAAUGGCAGCGAUUCAUGCAGAGGACGGAGAAUGAGGCCGUCUUCCGGCGUCUUCCGCAUGUCCGGUGUGCGCAUAGUCAUAAGGGCCUGAGGAAUACUCUAGAGAUUCUUAUGGCUUGA